Vitis riparia (riverbank grape) is the source of this 755-nucleotide messenger RNA. RefSeq lists its product as uncharacterized. The coding region runs from base 1 to 345 and encodes 114 amino acids. NCBI's taxonomy places the organism in Eukaryota, Viridiplantae, Streptophyta, Magnoliopsida, Vitales, Vitaceae. The transcript is spliced from 2 exons. The record is from RefSeq and is a predicted model, not a curated record.
AUGGAAGAGAAGCUGAAACGGAUUCCAUCCGGCUCGGAUGUUGCUGCGCCUUCAGCCCAGAUGUUCGAAGUGGUGGAAAUGCUGGUGAGUGGCAUUCGCGGCAUGGCUCGUCAACGUGACCUUUUUUCUGAUUUGCUGCGAACUGUUGAUUAUACAAAGGCCUUCGUCUCCCAGCGCAAAAAUGAUGAAGAAAAGUUGCGCUUGAGACUGGAGCAGGCCGAAGCCAGUUUAUCCGCUGCUCGAGAGGACAACGAGGCUCUUCGGGAAGAGCUUGUUGAGGCAAAGAGUCGGAGGAAUCUAUGGACGCCCGGUUGCUUGAGGCGGAGGAUGAGAUGGCUCAUCUGAGGGGGGAAGUGAGGCAACUCCGGACGGAGGUAUCCAUUGAGAAAAAACAGAGAGAAGAUUUGCAGUUGCGCUUAUCAGCGCAAAAAGAAGAGCUGGAGGCUGAGUUUGCUGCAGAAAGGGAAGAACUUGAAGCGGACUACCAAAAACAAGUAGAUGAAAUGUACUUCUUCGGCUAUCGUUGCUGUAUGAAGAAACAUGGAAUUAAGCGGGACGUCCCUUCAAUUCCCCCGGGUGAAGAGGAGAAGCUGCGCGGCAAGCCUGCUCAAUGAUGGCUUUUUCCCCACACACAACAUCUUGAUCAAUGGAGGGAAUGUAAAGACAUAUUCAUUUUCAAGGUUAUUCUUUAGUGCAGUUCUUUUUGUUCCUAUUUGAAAAGCUUACAUAUAUGUGGUAAAAUUAUAAUUAUAAGA